Molecule: messenger RNA, 690 nt
Organism: Blastomyces gilchristii SLH14081
Lineage: Eukaryota; Fungi; Ascomycota; Eurotiomycetes; Onygenales; Ajellomycetaceae
Exons: 1
Coding region: 83-445 (120 amino acids)
Source: RefSeq, a predicted model, not a curated record
GAUUCUUGUUUAGCGAAUAAUAUUCUUUUGGCACCGCUCGCAGCCCAGAGUUUCCACGAGCCGCCCUAGUUUACUGCUAAGAAUGCUAACCUUGUCUCAAAGUUUUAAUUUCCUUCUGCUCCUUGGGGACAGAGCGCUCUCGCAUGAGCAUAGUAUGAGUAUGAGCAAUGUCUGGCUACACAACAAUUCUCGGGAAUGGCCUGGGAAAAAACACAUAUACGAAUCCUUUGGAAUGUGCAUAUCACACGGAGUACACAGGCGCCGUUUGGCAGUUCAACGGGGCUCCAAAUUCGGUCCGUCAAGAGACAAAGAGCUUCUGAGCUGUUACAGCUUACAGGGGAGGCAUUAUUAUUAUUAUUAUUGUCCUUUUUCCUUCCACAGCCCUUCCAGAAGCAUGCCAGAAGGAUCUACGCUGUUAUGCAGUCAGUCCAACCGUCGCGCCUAGCAUUCUACUCCGUACAUGGGUUCCCUUUUUUCAAUUGGCUCCCCUUUUUGGAGUUCAAGCCCACAUAGCCAGGAAGAAAUAUAUCAUAUGUAAUAACAACACCUUAGUUACGGCAAAUUCCGGUGAGAGUCGAAUAAAAUAAUUCAUUCCGCUGCCAGGAUCACCCUCUCAAAGUCGAAGAAUCAAUACUCCUCAGCAUAAUCAAAAAAUAAAAAAAAUAAAAAAAUAAAAAAUCUGGAUUUCAU